Messenger RNA from Theobroma umbraticum, 2046 nucleotides. RefSeq names its product Regulator of chromosome condensation (RCC1) family protein. The record is from RefSeq and is a predicted model, not a curated record. NCBI's taxonomy places the organism in Eukaryota, Viridiplantae, Streptophyta, Magnoliopsida, Malvales, Malvaceae.
GCUCCUCAGUGGCCACUGAUCUUUCCCUUUAUAUGCCUUUUUAACAUUUCCUUUGGCAGAUCAAAGAACAUCCAAGCCUCCUCUCUUUCUCUCUGAAAGUAAAACUUUGAACGGUGAUCGAGUGAUCAGAUCCAUCUCAUCUGAUGAUUAGUUUCCAAUCAAAGCAUCAAUUGCGAUUAAAUUUCUCAAUCCUCCUCCCUUCCGAUGCUUUCUUUAUAAUUUGCUUUAAUUGCUUAAGAUUUCGCCUCAAAAUUUGAUUUUUUUAAAAAAUCAAAACCCUAAAUCCCUUCCAUUUCCAUUGCAAAAAAAAAAAGAAAAGAAAACUCAAUUCGUUGUUUUAAAUUAUUCAAUGGCUGAUCGGAGUAGGUUGUUUUCGAUAGAGGAAUUACCGUCGCAUUUAAUUUUGGAAAUCCUAACGUCAGGCAAACGGUUAAGUGCCGCUGACCUGGUGUCGCUGGAGUUGACUUCGAGAACAUUCGGAGGGAGCCACGGGGUUUAUCCGACGAAAUUCAGGUCGUUGGUGGAUUUGGCUGCGUUUCAGCUGUGCGGGACGAAUGAGGUUUAUAGUGGAAUGAGCACGAGUAGUCAAAAGGAGGUUUUUGACAGGUGUGAUGGGAAUUGGAAGAGAGUUUUGAGGUUUUUGCAGUCAGUGGAGCAGUCGUCGUAUAUGGUCCAAACCUCUGCAGGCAAUAUGCAGAUAACAACUGGAAGGUAUCACACAUUGCUAAUUAGCAACUCAUCAGUGUACUCUUGUGGUUCCAGCUUGUGUGGUGUCCUUGGUCAUGGUCCUGAAACAACACAAUGUGUAGCAUUUACCGGGAUUAACUUCCCUCCUCCAGCUAAUGUGAUGCAGGUGUCAGCUUCUCACAAUCAUGCUGCAUUCAUAUUGCAGUCUGGAGAGGUUUUCACGUGUGGAGACAAUUCAUCUUUUUGUUGUGGCCACAGAGAUACAAGCCGCCCCAUUUUUAGACCAAGGCUUGUCGAAGCAAUGAAGGGGAUUCCUUGUAAACAGGUAGCUGCUGGACUGAAUUUUACUGUGUUCCUUACAAGACAAGGUCAUCUGUAUACAUGUGGAACUAACACGCAUGGCCAGCUGGGUCAUGGUGACACUCAAGACCGACCAACCCCCAAAAUCGUUGAACAGCUUAAGGGAGUUGGUUCUGUAGUUCAGAUUGCUGCUGGCCCUAGCUAUGUUUUAGCUGUAACGGACAAUGGAGCAGUUUACUCUUUUGGUUCUGGUUCUAAUUUUUGUCUUGGGCAUGGGGAGCAGCACAACGAGUUUCUGCCACGUGCAAUCCAGACAUUUAAGAGAAAGGGAAUUCAUAUUCUUCGUGUCUCUGCUGGUGAUGAGCAUGUUGUGGCACUUGAUUCCAGUGGAUUCGUAUAUACGUGGGGGAAAGGUUACUGUGGUGCAUUAGGCCAUGGAGAUGAGAUUGAUAAGACUCUUCCAGAACACUUGAUCAGCCUUAAGAGUCAGCUUGCUGUGCAGGUUUGUGCAAGAAAGAGGAAAACAUUUGUUCUGGUUGAUGGUGGUUCUGUCUAUGGCUUUGGGUGGAUGGGAUUUGGGAGCCUUGGGUUUCCAGACAGGAGUGUAUCUGCUAAAGUUAUGAGACCUAGAAUCCUUGAUAGCUUGAGAGGCCACCAUGUUGCUCAGAUCAGCACAGGUCUGUACCACACUGUGGUGGUAACUCACAAAGGGAGGAUGUUUGGGUUUGGGGACAAUGAGCGAGCACAGCUUGGCCAUGACACAUUGAGAGGUUGCCUUGAACCAACCGAGAUAUUUAUUCAGGAAAUGGAAGAAGAAACAACUCUUUUUUGAGAAAGCAGAUGAAAUGCAAUAACUAUCAUCUGCCUUUUUGGAGGUUAGUGUUGUGUUCUUAUUCAAGAGGUGAAAACGCUACUUUUCCCCCCCCUCAUAAAAGUUCUUGUAGAAUUACAUGAAUUGUAACUGUGCAUGCUGAACACUAACUGUUGUAUUUAGAAAGUUGAGUACGUAGCUCAUGAUAGUUGCUUUCUUCCUGGCAAUUUAUUGAUAUUUCUUGUUUA